This is a messenger RNA of Engraulis encrasicolus (European anchovy), 757 nucleotides long. RefSeq names its product mediator of RNA polymerase II transcription subunit 12-like. The transcript has 3 exons. Bases 28 to 732 code for a protein of 234 amino acids. The record is from RefSeq and is a predicted model, not a curated record. Lineage: Eukaryota; Metazoa; Chordata; Actinopteri; Clupeiformes; Engraulidae.
CCCGGAGACGUGGACAAACUCUACACAAUGGGCCAAGUUGCAUUCGAGACGACCAAGCCACUCAUUGAUACCACCCUGACAGGAUCGCAUGAGACAGCCGAUCGUAAACAAAAGCUGCUGAAUGAAUUCAGGAGUACAGCGGCCAAGUGGAUGGAGUCAGAUGACCAUCCCCAAGACCCCGAGACCAACAGGGCCAUCCCUGCCAUCCUGAAAGGCUGGAUGCUGAGGGAUCGCCAACCCAAGACCAACAGGGCGAUCCCUGCCGUCCUGAAAGGCUGGAUGGUGAGGGAUCGCUGGCAGUAUCUCCGGGAGGACUGCAAGGCCUUUAUCAACGACCAACCAUUGAAGGAAUUCACCUGCCAUGCAGAGAUAGAGAAGUUGAUCAGGGAGAGCGAAAAGAUCAGGAAAAAGAACAUCAAGCAGUUUGAGAAAGAGCUGAAAGAGCACCACGCUGAGAGGGAGCGAGAGCUGAAUAAGAUCAGGGCAGCCGAGAUGAAAGAGAGGAAGCCGUUGGAGAGAAUCAUCAGGAAAGAGAAAAAGAAGCAGCGCAAGGCAGAGGAGAAGGCCAAGAAGGCGCAGAUCAAGGCCUUGAAGGAGCAGGAGCAGAGAUAUGGAGAGAUACUGCUGCAGGAAGCACUGGCCAUGGUUGAGGCCAAGAAGGCCCAGCAACAGGCUGGGGCCCAGGGAGAGGGGCAGGGGCAGGGCCAGGGGGAGACAGAGCGUAGGCGCUGAAGGCUCUUCUCCCUGAGAAGAUCAU